AUGCUUCCUUUAUUAGCAAUUCGGAAGAAUAUCGCUUUCAAACCUAUCCGCAACAAUAAAAUUGCGGGUAUGAAUACCGAUAAAGGUGAUUGCAGUGUCCAGAUUGGCACAAAGUAUUGGAACUUCCAAUCUCUUUUCGAAAACCACAAGGUUAUCAAGACAACAGUCAAAGAAUGGGAAUAUUAUAUUAGCCCAAGAAAACCACUUGCAAAGGAUCAAAUUCCAGAGCAAUGCCAUCAUGAUAUUGAUUUACGUGCUGUUGCUUUCAAUCCAACUACAAAACAAUGCUAUAAUAUUGCUUAUUCCACAGAUUUUGAUUAUAACGUCGAGAAUACUUCCAAUCUCGAUCAAGGACUUAUUUAUUAUGCUGAUGGCCAACCAGCUAAAGAAGCCGAGAACGACUACCAGCUCUUCGAUGUUGCCCACUCCUUACGCUGCGACAAGUCUCAAACAGGCGAUGUAGAACCAACCGUAACAACCCAUGAUACAGGAUCCCGCCACAUGAUCUUCAUCGAAUGGUCACAUGCUGAGGGCUGCGCACAAGACAGAUCAGACAUCCCACCAGAGCCACCGAAAGACCCAGACUGCAAGUUCCAGUCCAUUCUUGAUAACUUCACAUCAAGCUACAUGGGUAUCGAUGUUGAUUUCUCCACACUUAACAAUGGCCCAGUUGGUAUCCGCUCCUACUUCCUUUACAAUGGUGAGAAGUACCUCCAUUACUACACACCAUGCGGCCACUCCAUCCCACCAUUCAAUGCCAAGUUAGCUGACUCCGGCGUUAAGUACUCAUCCUCCUGGGUAUGCAAUAUCUCUAAUUCAGCCAUCGAUACAUGCUGGACAUACGGUGAAGAGAAGGAACAGCCAGACUACAAACUUCCAACCGUCGAAACAGACGGCCUUGUCCAUACACUUGAAGUCCACGCCAACGGUGUUGACAGACAGACACAGGUCAAGUGGGAAUGCCAACAAUCCUACCCAGCUGGCUACGUUGAGAUGCCACUUAUUGCUGAAAAGUUCGAUGCCACCACACUCUGGUUAUCUGUUGACAACAACGAUAUCUGCCUUAAGGAAAUACCAAAACCAAUUCCACCAUCUGGCGAAUUCUGCCGCAUUACACAGUCACAGUAUAACUCACAGGGCCAAGAGUUCAAGAUUGAUCUCAACCUCCAGUACAUGAACAAGGGCAAGGAAGGCAUUGUCAUCACAGACUCCACAAUUUCUCCACCACUUCCACCACAGAAGAAGACACUCAUGGUCCAGCCAUGCGCCGGCAUCAAGUGCCCAACAUCUACAACAGGCAAUCCAUACCACUGUGAUGGUGAUGAGUUCGCCACAGUUUGGGUUUGCGAUCCAGAUACAGGCGCUCUUGGUUCCGAGUUCACAUGCGAUGCCUUUGGUCUCUUCGAUCCAGAAGUUGCUCCAACAGCCACCCUCAUUGACGGAUCAGUUACCAAUGGUGUCAAGGUCACAUACAAGGGCUCAUUACACCGUUCUACAGAACUCUACAUCACAUGCAACAAAUCUCUCCUUUCCAACGAUCUCAAGAUUGAUCCACGCGCCAAGCAAGACGGCAACGUUCUCAAGAUCAACGCACAGUCAAAGAACGCAUGCUACUCCGGUCCAGACGGUGCAGCAACCCCAACACCAAAACCAUUAGCCGAACCAAGGAUUCCAAAGAAGGGCAAGACCCCAACACCAACACCAAAUCCAAGACCAGACAACGACCUCUUCUUUGAGAACGGCACUCACUUCGUCUACAUCGAUCUCGAGCGUGUCACAGACGAGACAUACAACGGCGAAGGCACUCUUGUCAUCAGAGGCGACACAAACGAUGUAACAACACAGUACACACCAUGGCGUAAGACACAGUGCCCAGCAGGCAACACAUGCACUGACGGACCAAACACAACAGCAAACAUGUGGACAUGCUGGAAACUCAAUGACAUCAAGAGAUCAACAUACUGCCACAACGCUGGUGAUAUCGCUAUGGGUGUUCAGUUGGUUGAUGCUGGCAACGGCCUCGCCAUGCUCAGAUACGAAGGUGGUUAUGGAACAGGUGUCGAUAUCAGACUCAAAUGCUCUAUCGGCCAUAACAUCACUUCACUUACAAAUCUUGAACCAUUUGUCACAUACCACGAAGGUACACAAGGCGCUGAGUUUGAGUACACCACAAUUACAGAACUUGCCUGCUGGUCCAAGUUUGUCCAGCCAAUGAUUCCAAAGAGGAUCACACCAAAGCCAGAUCCAAUUGCAUACAACAAGACAUGGAAGUCAGAGAAGAUUAACGAGACACAGUACAAGAUCAACCUCAACGACAUUCCAUCACACGACCAGAUUGUCUACAUCGGUAACUCCGACACCUUCUCCAAGGUCAGAAUCUUCUUCUCCGCUGUCAAACUCACCAAGUGCCCUAAGGGAUACAACUGCAACAAGCUCACAAACGCUACAGAGGCUCACUCAUGGCUCUGCUUCUCAGACGAGUCAAAUGAGAAUGUCUGCUUCGAAGCUGGUGAUGCUAGAUACGGCCUCGAGUACGCCAUCAACGAUCCAUCCGAUGCUUCUAAGGGCUUCCACGUAGAGUACGACGGUGGCUUGGGCAACUACGAGACAUGGCUCCACUUCUGGUGCAACACAUCAGUUCCAGCCGGAGAGAUGUACUGGCAUCCAGUCUCUAAGAUGUUCGGAAGCUCGUACAAGAUCAUCCUCGAGACAGAAUCCCGCCUCGGCUGCCCAAUUGGUACUAAGUUCCCAGGAACAACAACUGGCGGCGCUGUCUUCUUGCUCAUUGUAUUCCUUGGCGUAUUCUUAUACGUCUUCGUAAUGGUUGCUUACAACUUCUUCGCAAAGGGAGAAGUAGCAUUCCCGAACGCUGCAUUCUGGGCAGAGUUCUUCAACUGCGUCACCGCUGCUUGUGUAUUCAUCUUCACUUGCGGUAAGGGUGCUUCUAUUGCUAAUUCCUCUUACGACAAGAUCUAA
Molecule: messenger RNA, 2976 nt
Organism: Trichomonas vaginalis G3
Lineage: Eukaryota; Parabasalia; Trichomonadida; Trichomonadidae
Product: mannose-6-phosphate receptor family member family
Exons: 1
Coding region: 1-2976 (991 amino acids)
Source: RefSeq, a predicted model, not a curated record